Microplitis mediator is the source of this 1530-nucleotide messenger RNA. RefSeq names its product very-long-chain 3-oxoacyl-CoA reductase (gene spidey). The transcript is spliced from 6 exons. The record is from RefSeq and is a predicted model, not a curated record. Bases 381 to 1400 code for a protein of 339 amino acids. Gene Ontology annotation, molecular function: oxidoreductase activity. Lineage: Eukaryota; Metazoa; Arthropoda; Insecta; Hymenoptera; Braconidae. Gene Ontology annotation, cellular component: endoplasmic reticulum.
CGCGCGCGCGAACCGCCAACUCCACUUACCUUAUCCACCUCGUCCACGAGUAGUGAAAACGUAUUGACAGUCUAGCUCUGUUUAUUUCCUAGUUGACCAUAGUCUUCCUCAUUUAAAUUAAAUGUUUUUAAAUUUAUUCCGUCAACUUUAAAUAUUUAUUUUAAAUUAUGUUACGAAUAUGCUGUGAUAAUAUUUAAUCAAUAGUUUAAAUAGUUUUUUUUUUUUUAUCAAUGAAUCUGCUCUAAGAAAUUGAAUGCUAAUUUAAAUUAUACAAUAAAUUGUGGUGGGAGUUCAUUAAUAAACAUCAAAUCACGUUAAAUGUACAGCACCGUUAUCAUUACAGUAUCAAAGUUCUACGGUAGUAGAUCACUUUAACCAGGAUGGCAUUGACCUGCUGGGAAAAACUGGCAUUAGCGGCACUAGCUGCAGUAGGAUUACGUAUAUUACUUCGGCUAUCAGUAUUUACGUGGAAAAAAAUAAUAGCACCGAGUCUUGGCCGCGGAAUAAACGUCGCGACUCAAGGAAAAUGGGCAGUAAUCACUGGUGCGACUGAUGGUCUUGGUAAAGCUUACGCACAAGCACUUGCAGCUAAAGGCCUGGACAUUGUUUUGAUAUCCAGAACACAAGCGAAAUUAGAAGACGUUGCUAAAGAAAUCCGCACGAGCUAUGGGGUGGAAACGCGGGUUCUCGAAGCCGAUCUCACUGAAGGCCAGCCCGUGUACACAAAAAUCGCAAAAUUAAUCGAAGGCCUUGAGGUAGGAGUGCUGGUAAAUAAUGCGGGAAUGAGUUACGACCAUCCGGAAUUAUUUACAAAUAUUACGGAAGAAACUAUCACGAACAUUUUACAAUUAAAUGUGGCGGCGACUACCGCUAUUGCCCGAGCGGUACUUCCGGGCAUGAUGGAACGCCGUAAAGGUGUAAUUAUAAAUAUAAGUUCUACGGCAGCAGCUAUUCCGAGUCCUUAUUUGUCUGUUUACGCUGCGAGUAAAGCGUUUGUUGAUAAAUUAAGUGCCGACUUGGCGGUCGAAGCCGCGCCGCGUAAUGUUACGGUCCAAUGUGUUCUUCCGGGUCCAGUUGCUACUAAAAUGUCCAAGAUAAAAAAAGCCUCAUGGAUGGCACCGACACCGGAAAAAUUCGUCGAAGCCUGUUUGAAAACAGUCGGAAUAGAGUCAAGAACGACUGGAUAUCCGCCUCAUUGUUUAAUUAUCGGAACAAUAAAUGCCUUGCGAUGUGUUUGUGAGAAAGGUGCUAUUUGGCUGGUAUCAAGGACAAUGUUAAACGUUCGCGGUCGCGCGCUGAAGAAAAAAAAACAGGAACAAGACUCCAGUACACACGAACAUAUAACUGAUUUACCAUCCAGACGAGAAAUUCCGUGUGUCGUAUUAAAUGCAGGCGAGUGAACAUAUAUCAUUGAAUAUUCAUACAUAAUAGUGCCAAAGGUCGACGACGUGCUAUAUUAUUCAUUAGCUUCAUAUGUAUAAUGCAUAUAAUCAUACGUCAUUGAUUUGCUUAUUUGAAUUUAUUAUUUUU